AUGGGAAGAGCACUGACUAAUGUAGAAGUUGCGGGUCGGCUUAUUAAAUGGGUCACAGAGUUGGGAGAAUAUGACAUACAGUAUCAGCCACGUACAGCUAUUAAAGCACAAGCCUUGGCAGAUUUCUUAACAGAGGUACAUCAAACCAGCUCUGAAGAAACAUGGAAAAUCUAUGUAGAUGGGUCGGUUAAUCAUCAAGGAAGCGGAGUCGGGGUCCUAGUAAUAUCUCCGCAAGGAGAUAUACUCCAGGUGGCAGUACGGUUGAAUUUUCGGGCCACUAAUAAUGAAGCAGAGUAUGAGGCUUUGUUGGCUGGGUUGCAAGCAGCCUGGCAUGUUGGAGUAGCCCGGGUCAUCAUCUAUUCAGAUUCUCAGUUAGUGACUCAGCAGAUUACUGACAACUUUGCUAUAAAUUGUGAUAAAUUGAAAAUGUAUCGGGAAGCUUAUGAAAAGAUGAAGGUAGAAUUUGCAGAAGUCAGCGUAAUAAAGAUACCCAGGUCGGAGAAUGAGCGAGCGGACGAACUAGCAAAGAUGGCCAGUUCCUUAACUACUUGGGUAUUGGAUCGGUCAACAGCACAAACCUUCCUGAUAGCCCAGAUAGAUUUUCAAAACAAUGCGGGGGCAACUAUUGACUGGCGGGCACCCGUGAUAAGUUAUCUCAGGCAAGGGGUCUUACCUACAGAUCCAGAAGAGUCUCGAUUAAUAAGAAGGCAGGCCCAUGCUUAUGUCAUGAUUGGGGACCAGCUAUACAAAAGAUCCUUCUCUCGACCUUUACUUAAAUGCUUGAGCAUGGAGGAAGCCGACCAGGCCUUGCGGGAAAUACAUUUAGGAUGUUGUGGCAAUCAUGUAGGAGGUCGGAUGUUAUCUCGCAAGGUGCUCCUGGCUAGAUAUUUUUGGCCUACUUUGCAAAGGGAUGCUCAGAGGUUGGUGAACACCUGCUUGUCCUACCAAAAACAUCAGAACUUGACACAUCGACCUAUAGCUCUGUUGAGAACGUCCGUCGUGUCAUGCCCUUUUGAUCAAUGGGGCAUAGAUAUCGUAGGAUCAUUUCCAAUGGCACCCGGUCAAAGGCGUUUCCUAUUGGUGGCUGUGGAUUAUUUUUCCAAGUGGGUGGAAGCAGAAGCCUUGGCCUGGAUUACAGAGGAUGCGGUUAUUCAAUUCUUGUGGAAGAACAUCCUCUGCCAAUUUGGUAUUCCUCAUAAGCUGGUGUCUGACAAUGGAAGACAGUUUCAGGGACAUAGAAUCCAAGCCUGGUGUAAGGGAUUUGAUAUAACGCAAGUGUUCACUUCAGUGGCCUAUCCUCAAAGAAAUGGUCAGACUGAAGUAAUUAACAGAGAAAUAGUACGAGGUCUGAAGGUUAAGCUGGAUCAUGUAGGAGGCAAUUGGGUGGAAGAGCUACCAAGCAUUCUAUGGGCUUAUCGUACAACACCUCGGGAAAGCACAGGUCUGACGCCAUUUCACCUGGUUUAUGGUAACGAGGCAGUAGUACCCAUAGAGAUUGGUGUACCGUCAGUUAGAAGGAUACUCUAUGAUGAAGGAAAUACGGAGCGCCGGCUAGCGGAGCUGGAUUUUAUUAGCGAAACCCGAGAUCGAACAAUGGCUCGGCUAGAGGCUUAUCGGCAAAGAAUGAGACAAAAUUACAACCGAAGGGUAGUUCCCCGAUUCUUUGGGGAAGGAGAUCUGGUCUGA
Molecule: messenger RNA, 1686 nt
Organism: Zingiber officinale
Lineage: Eukaryota; Viridiplantae; Streptophyta; Magnoliopsida; Zingiberales; Zingiberaceae
Exons: 1
Coding region: 1-1686 (561 amino acids)
Biological process (GO): DNA integration
Molecular function (GO): RNA-DNA hybrid ribonuclease activity; nucleic acid binding
Source: RefSeq, a predicted model, not a curated record